AUGAGUGAAUACCAAAGCAGUGAUGAAGAAAGUAAUGAAAUUCGUUGGACUGGUGAAGACUGUGAAGAAGUAGGUCAAAGCAGUGGUGAAGAAAAUGGUGAAAACCCAAGAGACUAUGAAGAAAAUGAUCAAAGCAGUGAUGACGAUUGGCUUGGAAAAGAGAGGAGAUGCAUUGUGUCUGAUCCAGCUCACCCUCACAACCUCUCCCGUGUGACCGGUUAUAAGACGACUAAGCACAAUUGCAUUUCAUGCGGAAGAAGAAGCAUUACUUGGGAGCUAAGUAGGAAUUUACAUUACUACUGCACCAUUUGCCAAGUGGAGUUCCACCGUGAGUGUCGUAAGGUUCCAACUUCAACCUGUCGGGUUUGCUACAAGAAUGUUGACAUCAAGUAUGGUCAAUAUUCUUGCAAUCAUGGGGAUUGCUCUUACGUAGCCCAUUCAAAGUGUGCAACGCAGCAUGACGUAUGGGAUAAGAAAGAACUCGAAUGGGAACCCGAAGAAUCUGACGAAACUAAAGAUAUUGCGCCAUACAAGAAAGUAGGUGUUGGUUUGAUAGAACAUUUUUGUCAUCAAAAUCAUUUUCUAAAGCUCGAGAAAUAUGACGGUAAAAGAGACUCACGAAAGAAAUGCCAGGCAUGUAUGCGUUCUAUCACCUCUCAUGAUUUCUACAAUUGUAUCGAAUGUGAUUACUUUCUCCACGAGGUAUGUGCCAAUCUUUCUAGACAACUGGAUCAUUUGUUGCAUAUCCACUCCCUUGUCUUGAACCCGCAUGAUUGCGGGUACUUCACAUGCAGCGUUUGUUUACGAAACUCAAGUGGUUGGACGUACAUAUGCAGCAAACAUGACGAAUGUAAUAGAAACUUUUACCUAGAUGUUAACUGCAGUUUAAAUCCCGAGUGCUUCAACCAUGAAAGUCAUGUAGAACAUCUUUUAUUCGCCGCCACGGGAACUCAAAGUGGAAUUAAAUGCCGUGGUUGCUAUAACGAAACCUAUGGGUAUCAUCUACAGUGUACUAUAUGCAAGUUCGCUAUAUGCUACAAAUGCUCCACAAUUCCAAAUGAGAUAUACUACAAAUUUGAUGAGCAUCCUCUCUCUCUUUGUUACGGAGAAAGUGGCGUGGAUGGCAAGUACUGGUGUGAAGUAUGUGAGGAACGUUUAGAUCCAAAUCAUUGGUUCUAUACAAACACCAAAGGUUGCACGACAAUCCACUAUGAAUGUGUAUUCGGAAAUUCUUACUACAUGAAGACUGGUCUAACAUUCAAUUACAGGAAUAGUAAGGUUGAAGUGGUUGCCAAUGGUAGCUCUCGUCCCAAAUGUCAAGGCUUUAGAUGUUACAAACGUUGCCUACAUCCUGAAUACUUGAAAUGGUAUAAGCCGGAUGGUACUGAAUUUGAUUUCUGUUCUUUCAAUUGUCUGUUCCGAUAG
Messenger RNA from Eutrema salsugineum, 1425 nucleotides. RefSeq lists its product as uncharacterized. NCBI's taxonomy places the organism in Eukaryota, Viridiplantae, Streptophyta, Magnoliopsida, Brassicales, Brassicaceae. Bases 1 to 1425 code for a protein of 474 amino acids. The record is from RefSeq and is a predicted model, not a curated record. The transcript is spliced from 2 exons.